AUGUAUGGAUCAUCAUUGAUAAUGGGAAUGUUAAUGUUGUGCAACAGAUACGAGUCUAUUACAUAUAGCAUGUGGAUAUACAGGGAUUAUUAUAAUGAAAAUGUCAGGGAAAUAUGUUCUAGAAUGAUUAGGAAGGAGAAAGAGGAAGUAUUUGAUACAUUUGAUGUAGUGGAAUUAGAGUUGCGAAUGAAUUAA
Enterospora canceri is the source of this 195-nucleotide messenger RNA. The record is from the annotation of a GenBank genome assembly. Lineage: Eukaryota; Fungi; Microsporidia; Enterocytozoonidae.